Penicillium chermesinum is the source of this 1131-nucleotide messenger RNA. RefSeq lists its product as uncharacterized. Gene Ontology annotation, molecular function: protein binding. The coding region runs from base 1 to 1131 and encodes 376 amino acids. NCBI's taxonomy places the organism in Eukaryota, Fungi, Ascomycota, Eurotiomycetes, Eurotiales, Aspergillaceae. The transcript has a single exon. The record is from RefSeq and is a predicted model, not a curated record.
AUGCAUCUCCUUCGCGUUCUCGCGGUGAUGUCGCUUGGCCUGCAGGUCAACGCUGCGUCCAGCGUGAACUCCUUGCCGGCUAAAAGCGUCGUCGAAUAUCCUCUUUCAGCUGCCGCUGAAACCCACGAGAUCAUCGCCGCGAGCGAGAAACUUCUGCUCAUUUCUCAGCAAACCGAUGGCGCGCUGGUCAAAGUUGCCCUCGACGGCAAGGGAAACCCUACUGGCUCUCGCGCGUGGACGGUCACAAACCAGUGGUCGGGCCUCCACGGACUGGUGCUUCACUCUGGCUCGAGCAACAGCUCCAAUUCCUCCGGAGCCACCAUCUGGGCCACCGAGCAGUUCGACAACACCAUCCUUCAGAUCGAUCCCAAUGGUGACGACAUCAAUUCCCCGCCCAAGAUCAUCAACCGCUUCCCCAUUCCCGCUCCGGCUUUCGGACCCCAUGGGAUACUUCAAAACAAGGGAGACCUCUGGGUCGCUUGCAAAGACAGCUCGCACGUCGUCCGAAUCACCAUUGAUAACCCCGAUGAACACCAGAUCUGGCCCGUCAGCAGACGUCCAAUCUUCAUAGCUGUGCAUCCCACCAGCGGUGACGUCUACUCGGGUCUAGACCUGAGCAGCAAGAUCUGGCGUUACCAGAAUGACGGCGGCCACGGCGAGGAGAUGGACGUCCCCGCGGACAAAGGAAGCGUCCCUGUCGGUCUGGUUUCGGGACCUGACGGCAACUUCUGGGUCGCUUUGCUCGGGAACUCGACCGGUGGCACCGGCACUUUUGGGCGCAUCAACUCGAAUGCCACGAUCGACUGGUUCACCCUGUCCUCUCAGGUCGGGAGCACUGCCGGUCUCAUCCACGUCGCUUUCGGUCCAGACCCCUCGCAGCUCUGGCUCCUGGGAUCCUCCACCAGUUGUGCAUCCUGCGUCAACGCUGUCUUCACCGUGAAGAUCGACGAUGUGGCUGGCGGCACCGCGAGCUCCCGCAUUGCUAUCCAGAAUUCGAUCGUUCUGCCCACCCAGUACAGCUGGACACACCGCAUCAUCGCACACCAGGGCACCCUCUACGUCACUGAGCUGAAGACUGCGCUCCUUGCUCACAUCAGUGGGAGCCGUCUCAACUGGCUUGAACACCAGUGA